GACAGUCUUCUUUUGAAAUACCUGACGAUGUACCUCUGCCAGCAGGCUGGGAGAUGGCGAAGACAUCUUCUGGUCAGAGAUACUUCUUAAAGGUCAAGUUUCAACCAGAACAAUAAAGGGCCUGAGACUGGAAAGUACACACAAGUCUGGCAGACUCAUCUGCAUGAGCAAGAUCAUUUCUUCUCAAGCAGGCGUCCAAAUCACAUCGAUCAGACAACAACAUGGCAGGAUCCCAGGAAGGCUAUGCUCACCCAGAUCAAUGUUACAGCCCCCACCAGUCCACCAGUGCAGCAGAAUAUGAUGAACUCGGCUUCAGGUACUCUUCCUGAUGGAUGGGAACAAGCCAUGACUCAGGAUGGAGAAAUUUACUAUAUAAACCAUAAGAACAAGACCACCUCUUGGCUAGACCCAAGGCUUGACCCUCGUUUUGGUAAAGCUUUAACUGAACAGUGGCUAUCAAGUGGAAAAGGAAUUGGACUAGAAGUUGCCAUGAACCAGAGAAUCAGUCAAAGUGCUCCAGUGAAACAGCCACCACCGCUGGCUCCCCAGAGCCCUCAGGGAGGAGUCCUGGGUGGCGGCAACUCCAACCAGCAGCAACAGAUGCGGCUGCAGCAACUGCAGAUGGAGAAAGAGAGACUGCGACUGAAGCAGCAAGAACUGCUUCGGCAGGUGAGGCCACAGGCAAUGCGGAAUAUCAAUCCCAGCACAGCAAAUUCUCCAAAAUGUCAGGAAUUAGCUCUCCGGAGCCAGUUACCAACACUGGAGCCGGAUGGUGGGACUCAGAAUCCAGUGUCUUCUCCUGGGAUGUCUCAGGAAUUGAGAACAAUGACGACCAAUAGCUCAGAUCCCUUUCUGAACAGUGGCACCUAUCACUCUCGAGAUGAGAGUACAGACAGUGGACUGAGCAUGAGCAGCUACAGUGUCCCUCGAACCCCAGAUGACUUCCUGAACAGUGUUGAUGAAAUGGAUACAGGUGAUACUAUCAACCAAAGCACUCUGCCCUCCCAGCAGAAUCGUUUUCCAGACUACCUUGAAGCCAUUCCUGGGACAAAUGUGGACCUUGGAACACUGGAGGGAGAUGGAAUGAACAUAGAAGGAGAGGAAUUGAUGCCAAGUCUGCAGGAAGCUCUGAGUUCUGACAUCCUUAAUGACAUGGAGUCCGUUUUGGCUGCCACCAAGCUAGAUAAAGAAAGCUUCCUUACAUGGUUAUAGAGCCCUCAGGUAGACUGAAUUCUAAAUCUGUGAAGGAUCUAAGGAGAUAAGACACACAUACCAGAAAUUUCCAAAUAAGCCAGUUGCAAUCUCCUGGCUAAUACAGAAAAAGAUGAACAAACGUCCAGCAGGAUUCUUUCAUCCACUGUUUGCUCUUCCUUGUCCAUUGCUGCUGUUACUAUAUUGCUGACCUCUUUCAUAGUUGGCCCUAAAGAAUCAAAAAAAACCCACAAAACUUUUUGUUUCUUUUGCUAUUAUAACUACUGUUUGUUUGGGGGCUGGGGGAAUUGAGCCUGUUUUGAUGAUGGAUGCCAUUCCUUUUGCCCAGUUAGAUGUUCACCAGUUAUUUUAACUAAAUAGACCUGGAAGUCAGAUGCUUCAUGUCACCACAUUUAGUUUGUUUAAGCAAUUAUUUCUUCAGCUGCUUUUGGCCAGUGGAAAAACAUGACUUACUGGUCUGAUAAACCAAAUAUGUUGUGUCUGAUAUUAAGUACUUAAUGAUGAUUUGGCGAGAUAGCUGAAACCAAGGCUGAAGACUGUUUUACUUUCAGUGGGUUUUGUUUUGUUUUGUUUUUUCCUCCUAGUGCUAUAUCAUUAGUCACAUAGUGACUUUGAUUUUAUUUUAGGAGCUUAUAAGGCAUGAGACAAUUUCCAUAGAAAUAUAUUAAUUAUUGCCACAUACUCUAGUAUAGGUUUUGAUGGGUUUUUAUUGUGGGUUUGUUUUGUUUUGGUUGAUUGGGUUUUUGUUUUUUUUUUCUGGAACCGAGGCAAAUGACCAUAGUAGUGAAUCUGUUUAUAGUUGUAGCUGAGAUGGUUAUUAUAGUUUCUUUGGUAAAAUCUACAUUUCCUGGUUUUUUACAUUUUUAUUUAAAUCUUGAUUAUCUGCUCUCUCCAUAUAUAUAUAUAUAUAUAUAUAUACACACACACACACACACACACACACACACACCCUGACACACUUAUAAUUUCAUAUGAUAGUGUGAUAGCAGAAUGUAUAUAUUUUUUUUAGGUUUCCCUUUCCAAUUUAUUUUAAAAUGGUAGUUUUGAAUAUAUGCAUUUAGAAUACAUGACUAAUGGUUUAUAUUUCACAGGUAGUUUAAAUCUGGCUGGGGCAGUCUACAGAUGUUUGAGGAAGUUUCAUGUUCUAGAAAGGCUGUUGUUGUGGAUAAUGCCGUAAGGAUGAUGCCCUCUGGGCACACAGUGAAUAUCAUCUGAUGAAUUUGAAAGAAGCAAACAGGAAAUGGCUCUAUUUUCCCCUUGUUACUCCCUUGAACUAAUUUUAAGUCUUGAUGGGCAAUCACUGAGUAGGUUCAUAAUGUACAUGACAGAAGUAAGUUUUAUGUGGUCAUGCACCUGCCUGUAGUUUUGGAAGUUUUACCUUCACCUUAGUUUUGGAAGUAAAUUCUAGUUAUUUUAGUUGUCAUUUGUUAAUGAUCAUUAACUACAUUAUUGCCUACAAGACUAUUCAUAUAAGACUUGCUCUUCUAUAUACUGAGAAUUGACCCUGGACAGUAUAAUGCUGUACGGUCAUGUGUUAGCUGGUAAAGUGGUCAGAUUAAUAAAUGUAUAUUGGUAGUUGACUUUAGCAAAGAAAUAGUGAUAAUCAUGAGUAUACUUUUAUUUUUACAGGAAGAGAUAUUACUAGAGUAUGUGUCUACAGGAGUAAUAAUGGUUUCCAAAGAGUAUUUUUUAAAGGAAAAAAAUGAGCAUGAAUCCACUCUUCAGUAUAAGCUAUGAAGGAAUAGUUGGGUGUGAAUUACAGUGGCACCAGCUAGCACCUCUGUGAUUAAGGGUCUUUCAGUGUUCCUAGAGUAAGCCCUUAUUUUCAAGGGUUUAUAACAGGCAUAAAAUCUCUUUUCCUGGCUAAACCUGUUCUGAAAAGCCUCAGCUUGGGAAGAUAGAUUUUUUUUUCUAAUUAACAAAAUCUAAGUAUUUUGACCCUUCAAUUUAGAGAAGUACAAAAGUUGGAAGUAAAGUUUCAUAUUAAGUAUUUUUAGUGCUCAAAAACAAUGCAAUCUCUGUGUUGUAUAUAAGGAUUAAUAGGUCAAUCACUCAUAAUAAAUGACUCUAAGGCUUUUUAUUAAGAAAACACCAGAGAGAUUAAAUCUUGAAAUAAGUCUGGGGGAAAGUGGCCACUGUGCAGAUACAUUAAUUUUUUUUUUUAGAGCAAUAAUGAAAUUCUACUUAGAAUGCAUAAUUAAGUAUAUGGAUGAUAUAGCAUGUUGGGUUUUUAAUGUGUAGAAAAUAAAGCUAUUUGGAAGGAGUGCCUACAGUUUGCCAGUAAGCGGCAAGUCAAGAUUGUAUCUUAUAUAUCAGCAGAGUAGCUCUAGGUAAGGGAGGGGCGGGGAGGGGGUUGUGAAGACUUAGUGGGACUUUGAUAGAGAACUUUAUAACCUUUUUCUUCAGUAAGGACUUUAUCUUGCAUCUUGCUGUCACUGAAGGCAGCUGUUCCUAAAAUUUCAAUCACUUAAGUACACCCACAAAAUGAGACUAUGGAGUUCUUCAUUUCCCCUCGACUUUCAUUUGCCCGGUGAUACCUCAAUGUCAUGGCAGCACUGUGGUCCGAGACAGGCACAGCGCUCUGACCUUGUCAGACCCUCUGUACUGACCUGAGUCCUUUCUCUUUCACAGCCUCAGGACGGUCUUUCUUGUUUUAUGUCCUUGUUCCUAACGUAAAAGUGUUUAACUGCUUCUUGGUUGUUAAUGGGUAGCAUUGGGAUAAGAUUUUUAACUGGGUAUUCUUGAAAUGCUUUUACAAUAAACCAGUUUUUAUAAUCUUUAAAUUUUA
This is a messenger RNA of Myotis davidii, 4000 nucleotides long. It is a transcript of the gene YAP1, whose product is annotated as Yes associated protein 1. Bases 244 to 1212 code for a protein of 322 amino acids. Gene Ontology annotation, cellular component: nucleus; cytoplasm. The transcript is spliced from 10 exons. Lineage: Eukaryota; Metazoa; Chordata; Mammalia; Chiroptera; Vespertilionidae. Gene Ontology annotation, biological process: hippo signaling; positive regulation of transcription by RNA polymerase II. The record is from RefSeq and is a predicted model, not a curated record. Gene Ontology annotation, molecular function: transcription coactivator activity; transcription corepressor activity; protein binding.